Messenger RNA from Aspergillus pseudotamarii, 1371 nucleotides. RefSeq names its product glycoside hydrolase family protein. The record is from RefSeq and is a predicted model, not a curated record. Lineage: Eukaryota; Fungi; Ascomycota; Eurotiomycetes; Eurotiales; Aspergillaceae. The coding region runs from base 129 to 1334 and encodes 401 amino acids. The transcript has a single exon.
CUCAUCUUAACGCACCACAAUGCCGCGGUUAAAACCUUAAGGAAUAAGUUAUAGCUGUACGGCAAAGGUCUAUACACGCAUCCAUUCUACAUACUGCGGUUGUCGACCACGUGGUAUCAAGUUUCUCCAUGCGUAUUUUGCAUAUCGCGUAUCUAGGGCUAGCUUCCCUCAGCCUCGCCCGGGCCUGUGAAACCGAUGAGGAUUGCAGCCUCAAUGGCAUCUGCAUUGACAGCACCGAUGGUACCAAUAACGAUGAUGGUCGCGGCACUGCAAGCAAAAUAUGUAAAUGUGACCAUGGCUGGUUUGGUGAAGACUGCGGCAGGCUGGAUCUCGCUCCGGCUACUAGGUAUACAGGUUACAACUACACAAAUGUUACAGACCCAAGCUACUACGGCAAGUAUGGCAACUCCUCCUGGGGUGGACAGAUCUUGCAGGAUCCAGCCGAUCCUACCCUAUUCCAUCUGUUUGCGUCUCAGUUCAGCUACGGCUGUGGACUGAGUGGAUGGAGACCGCAUUCCUUUAUCAUGAGGGCCGAAUCUCGGACUGGACCGCAGGGCCCAUACCAUUUCGCCGACACGGUGGCUCCGGCCUUUCGCCAUAACCCUUAUGUUUUCUUCAGUCCAGCAGAUAAUAAGUAUCUCUUGUAUACCAUCGGCGUUGAUGCCCCGAAGCCGGAGAAAUGCCAAAGCAUAUCUUACACACGGUGGCCGAACAACAUCUCCGUCGCCAGCUCUGAUAGCAUUCGAGGGCCUUGGACCCCGUUUCAAAUGAUUCUGGACUCUGAAGAACCACAAUCGACGAAUCCUGCACCAUGGCCACUUUGGACACCAGACGACCCAACCAGCCAGAUUAUAAUGGGAGUGGAGGGAAAUGCAAUCUUCGUUGCAGAUAGAUGGGACGGCGAAUACAAGUUGAUGUACACGCAGCAAUGGAACACAACCAGGUAUAGCCCCACAUGGACCGAGGACCCGUUCUUCUGGCGCGACAAGCGGGGGAACUGGCAUACCUUGACGCACUGGAUGAUCGAUAUUGUUGAACAUGAUGGGCAGAAAUGGCCGCGUGUUGGUGCCCAUAUGUAUGCACGCGAUAUAACUGGGCCUUGGUAUUUCAAGUUGCAGGAGGCUUUCAACUCUACUGUUACAUAUACCGAUGGGUCGGUUGAGACCCUCAAGCGCCGCGAGAGACCGAAGAUUUUCUUUAGUGACGAUGGUGAGAUGACGCCACUUUAUUUAAUCAAUGGGGUGCAAAGCAUGAAUGAGAGUUCGCGAAGCUAUACCCUUAUUCAGCCGAUUGGAACGAAGUGGAAGCAGUAUGAGAAAGACCUCGGCUUGUGAUAGUGAUCAUCAAUAUCGGUAUCCGAGCCAGGACGGC